Chrysochloris asiatica (Cape golden mole) is the source of this 735-nucleotide messenger RNA. It is a transcript of the gene SPN, whose product is annotated as sialophorin. Gene Ontology annotation, molecular function: transmembrane signaling receptor activity; heat shock protein binding. The record is from RefSeq and is a predicted model, not a curated record. The transcript has a single exon. Gene Ontology annotation, cellular component: external side of plasma membrane. Gene Ontology annotation, biological process: regulation of T cell activation; regulation of T cell migration; defense response to bacterium. Lineage: Eukaryota; Metazoa; Chordata; Mammalia; Afrosoricida; Chrysochloridae. The coding region runs from base 1 to 735 and encodes 244 amino acids.
AUGGAAACGAGCUCUCUGAAGGCUUGGGAUGUGACCAGCGGACCCCUUACCACCAUGGCCAUGGAAACUAGCUCUCUGAAGGCCUGGGUUGUGACCAGCAGACCCCUUAUCACCAUGGACACUAGCUCUCUGAAGACCUCCGAUGUGACCAGUGGACCCCCUGUCAAAAAGACAACUCAAUCUGAAGAGAACUUCAGCAUAACAAUAUCGACCACAACGAUCUCAGAGACCUCCACAAACACAACCACCAAAUUCUCCUCACCGUCAGAGGAGAGGGAAAGUGACAACACCCUACUGGUAGCUGUGCUUGUGGCCCUGCUGGUGGUGGUUGUCCUCCUGGCACUGCUAUCUCUGUGGCGGCGGCGGCAGAAGAAGCGGACUGGGGCUCUGACGCUAAGUGGAGGAGGCGGGAAGCGUGAUAGGGUAGUAGAUGCCUGGGCAGGGCCGGCCCGGGUGCCUGAUGAGGAGCAGGUGAUACUGGGAGGUUCUGGGGUCGACAAGGACACUGCUGUUCCUGAUGGGGAGGGGGCUGGCCGGCGGCCCUCGCUCACUACUUUCUUUGGCAAAAGGAAAUCUCAUCAGGACUCCUUGACAUUGGAGACGUUGGAGGCUGGGUCAGUUCCCAGCCAAAAGGGGGAGGAAGAGCCGCUGAUGAGUAGUGAGGGUGGGACUGUGGAGGUCCCCACUUCUGAUGGUCCAGAAGUGAGCGAUGGCAAUGCCUCUAGGUCCUUAUAA